Molecule: messenger RNA, 951 nt
Organism: Propithecus coquereli (Coquerel's sifaka)
Lineage: Eukaryota; Metazoa; Chordata; Mammalia; Primates; Indriidae
Product: cytochrome P450 2C20-like
Exons: 2
Biological process (GO): xenobiotic metabolic process
Cellular component (GO): intracellular membrane-bounded organelle; cytoplasm
Molecular function (GO): iron ion binding; oxidoreductase activity, acting on paired donors, with incorporation or reduction of molecular oxygen, reduced flavin or flavoprotein as one donor, and incorporation of one atom of oxygen; heme binding
Source: RefSeq, a predicted model, not a curated record
GAGAACAGAUUAAGAACGUUUAUCACCCCAGUGACCAAGUGCUCAGGAUUGCAACUGUUAUUGGGGAGGACUUCAGCAAGAUCAUCACCACUGAUCUUAAACUCAUCCUUGUUGAUGAUUGGGUCCGUGUGUCCAUAAAUGUUCCUGCUGUUCUUUGGACCUGUGUUUCUUCAUCUGUAGAUCAAAAGAUUUAUCUAGGUAAUAACUGUUGUUAUUUACAGCUUUGUGACUCCUUCAUAACUUGGGUUACCUAUCUCUAUUGCGUCCAGGGCACAGUCAUAUUACCAUCCCUGACAUCUGUCCUGCACGAUGACAAAGAAUUCCCCAACCCAGAGAAGUUCAACCCUGGUCAUUUUCUGGAUGAAAAUGGCAACUUUAAAAAAAGCAACUUCUUCAUGCCUUUCUCAACAGGAAAACGGAUUUGUGCGGGAGAGGGACUGGCCCGCAUGGAGCUGUUUUUAUUCCUGACCAGCAUUUUACAGAACUUUAACCUGAAAUCCUUGAUUAAUCCAAAGAAGCUCAAUGCCACUUCGAGUUCCGCUGGGGGUCUUUCUUUGCCACCCUUGUACAAAAUCUGCUUCAUUCCUGUGUGAAGAAGGUCAGGUCAUCGGCCUGCUGUGGCUAUCUUCUGCCUCUCUCUUAUCAAUGACAUCCUCUGCCUCCUUCCUACUGUUAGGAAUGUAUUCUGUGACCUGUUGUCUCACAUCUCCCCAUUCCCUUAAGAUGCAGUGAACAUCCAAUGUCCAUUAAGGGGAGUUUCUGGAACUGUAUCUAUAACCGCUCUUCCUCAUACUCUGUAAAACAGUAUUUACUGCCGCAUAUGACAAUAUUACCUAGUGUUGAGUUGUUCAUAUGUUAUUACUACCAAACACAGUAAAAUGAUUAAUUAUGAUAAUUCAGAGCCAUUUCUCCUGUGCAUGUUUUAAAUAAAAAGUGUUAUUAAUUGCUGAG